AUGGAGCAAGCAAGUCUCAAUCGCCUCUAUCCCCUGGAACGCCAGAACUUGGAGGCGCAUGGGAAGAAAGUGAAGCCCUGGGUUUCUUUAAUAGAGGAAUUCUUGCGGCGAAACUCGAAAGAUGCAGGGACACACUCGGCCUCCGGCAAUUCAUCGGGGAUAACUCGAAGGUCGUUUGCAGAGACUAUCGACUUGGCCAACCAUCUGAGCACCGCCCGGACGGAGCUCAAUAGGGACCUUUUAGCUCAUAUUGGGUUCAAGUUGAACAACUGGUCAACGGUAUACGGCACGCUCAGCAGAUUAGUGGAUGCUGCGGAGGCAGUCUGGGAGGCUUCUGCCUCGCCGCCUGGAGUCAUAGAGGAUAGAGCCAAAUGUUCGAAGCUCUCGCUCGACGAACUUACCGAUGAGGAUUCCUCCCCACAGUCCCGGCGGACUUCGAAAAUUACCGGAUUGGCCAGUCUGGAUUCGCUUACCUAUAGGCCAUUCGCGCGCGACUACCAUAUGUUGCUCAUGGCUGAAGUUUGGAAAAGUUUAGGCAUAAUUAUUCUCUACGCUGUAGAUACGUCUCCGGCUAAAUCCAAGCUAGCCAUGUCAGUGGUGUAUCGCACCCUUGCGCGGCUUCACCAUUCUGGUCUUGUUUCUGAACGUGUCUACAAGUACACCACUCCAGGUAUCUAUCAGGCUACGUUUCGGCCCCCGGGAAUGCAUCUACUAUCCAGUCACAUCAUGGACGUCCUUUCGGACGCUGCCUGGACGGUGCAUGAGGCUGAAGUUGCAGCGGAAGCAGCUGCCGCAGGAAAAGACGCCCCCUUUCUUCCUGCCAAGAUCAACAUCAAAGAGCUAGGGCACGAGAUUUGGUUGGAAUUCAUCCUGUGGUGCUGCGUCGAACAUGGACACAUCAACGAGGGAAUCUGGCUGGUUGAUAAAUUGGUGAGUCGACAACGAAAAGGGUGGAAGUUCCAGAGCUGGGCGCCCCUUCUUCGCGACGAACAAUCCUUGCGCAACACUAGGAUCAGCCGAGAAGUCUCAACAUGGCCUUCACCCGAUUCGGCAAGUGUCAGUCCCGAACCGCAGAAACGUACCGACUCUCCCUCGCUUUUUCACGGGCUGGGCAAGCAAACAAUCAGUGUUGAAGUAGUUCAAGCAUUGUUAGAUAACCUGCUCAACCUUGUUCAUAUGGGAAUGAGCACCGGGGGUACACCUGCGACUGAACUUCUCCGUCGCAUCGACAACCUCAAGUUCACAAUUACCUCCGCUACAGCAUCUGACUCCAAAUUUCUGCCCACAAUCAGAGCAGCUAACUGGUUUACUACCCGUGUGAUGGAAUCAGGCGGGCUGAUCCCCGAAGCUGAUCCGCAAACGUUUGAUGAUUUCCUCAAGCUUACACCUCAUGUUGUCCCGCCUUGGAGCAACGGCAUGUGCCCUGUAGAAGAGGAGGCCCUAGCAAAACUUCAUCGAUCUCAGCUCUACGACGACACGUCUGCUUUUACCGGCUUAAUGGAAUACAACCUGAAGUUCCACUCUUUUCAGAGAUUUACCGGAAGCGCCCUGAACUUGUUUGCCCAUUUGCAAGCCGUUAUGGACACGUGCAAAAUGCGACGCCUUGAUGAUUUCUUUUCGUCACAGGUAGGAAGCGAUAGCGCCCAUCCUUCCAGCCAUAGCGAUGAUAUUGCACCCUUCGAAUCGUCGAUUCCGCAACUUUCAAACGUUACGCUUGCCCAUUUGUUCGAUCUGAUUACUGUAUCACGAGCGUACGCAUUCGGCGAGUGGCUGCUUUUGUCUGGUGAUAUCGAUGGGCCUACAGUGCCCGCAAGCGCAUAUGGAGAUCAGGCCUUGGCACCAUCUCUCUUGCGGUUCGCGGCUGCUACCAAGAAUGACACUGUAGGCGAGUCCGUCGUACAAUCACUCGCUGAGCCUAUCUCUCUCAACACUCUUCGGGCGCUCCUAAACUAUCGCAUCACCAUGCAUCAAUGGGACCGGGUCGUCCCAACCCUCAGGUACAUUCGCGAUAAUCGAAUCAAGACUUGGGCACAUAGCAACAUCGCGGCCAUUGCUGCGGAGAUCAUCCGUCUGGAGCAUGCCCUACGGCUACAGCCGCAAGUACAAAACCCGGACGACACGGUGAUUUCCGAUAUUGAAGUGAAUCUUGUGGAAGCAAAGAAAGUCCUCUAUCGCAUUUUAUUCGGCGAGUUUGACGAAAAUCCUUGGCGCAAGCGCCGCAACCCUAACUUCCAAGCGCACACCCUCAUCAGUUUCACACGCCUCUUCCGUCAUUUGCCCUCUCCUUCUCUCCACGAAAUCGCCGACUCCGUCUUCGAGUCUGAGUACGUUCCUAUGUACCGUCUUCCUUAUAUCCCCUCCCCGCCGUUCCACACUGUUCUCGCCGCUAUCGUCGAGACUCAGGGUCCUUCCGCUGCCAUGAAAAUCUAUAAGCGCUUUUGUGUGAGUUACAGCUCACCGGAGUUCAGUCAUCUUGUCGUAGGCGGUAUUACGCGUUUCUAUCAGAAGGCUGAGCGGGAUUUUCGGAGAGGCGAUCCAGACUUCGACGCCGCUUAUUUCCACCACCUUCAGAAGAAAAUGGUGUUCCCUAAUCCGAAUACUGUGAGAAUUCUUACCCAGGCGGCUGUUCGGGAAUACCAAGCUGCUGUAGCCGAGAUUGAGGCGGAGGCAGAGGCACGGCCAGAGUCAAAUCCAGAGUCCGCGCCAGCGUCGCCAGAGUCAAGUUUAGAAAGCACGGUACCUGAGCAGUCUUCUGGUGAACCCUUGUCUCUUCCCACCGACGAUGAAAUCGAUCCGCUUUCGAGCCAAUCGUCAUCACCUCUAACACCCGCGGAAAGGAAAGCCGAGGCAGAAAGAACCCUCAUCUUCUGCAUCAGACGCUUCGAGAUUUUCCACAUGAGCGACAUUGAGAUUGCCCGUGAGGUCGGCGAAGAACUCUACUCUAACUACAAAAUAACCAACAAAGAUAGACGAGAGUGGGACCGCCGAAUGAAAAGCGAGUCAAAGCGCAAAUGGGAGAAGCUGCAGGAAUUGCAAGGACGGUUGAAGGUGACCGGAGACACCCAUCAAGACAUCAAGAAUAACGCGUCCAUAAACAGAAAAGAGAGACGCGUAAUAUGGCAAAAGAUGCGGAAAUUGAGAGAGAAGCUGAAGGAGAAGGAAAGGGCUCGGAACGAUACCAAGCUGCACGUCCUCUUGGACAUGGCCACACGUGAGCGUGAGCGCAAGCCCGACCACGAACCCGUGCCUAUGACAAAAAGCGAGAUGAGGCGGCACAGGCGCCAAAAAGGCAUUGAGAAGAGAAAGGCCAGGGAGAAAGACGAAGAAUCUAGACCUUGA
This is a messenger RNA of Aspergillus mulundensis, 3339 nucleotides long. RefSeq lists its product as uncharacterized. The record is from RefSeq and is a predicted model, not a curated record. The transcript has 2 exons. Lineage: Eukaryota; Fungi; Ascomycota; Eurotiomycetes; Eurotiales; Aspergillaceae. The coding region runs from base 1 to 3339 and encodes 1112 amino acids.